Dermacentor andersoni is the source of this 2773-nucleotide messenger RNA. Lineage: Eukaryota; Metazoa; Arthropoda; Arachnida; Ixodida; Ixodidae. The record is from RefSeq and is a predicted model, not a curated record.
ACCCCGCUUCCGAAUGGUGCGACCAGCUCGGUUUCUUGCAACACCGUCGCGCUCGUCUCCGAGCAUCCGCAAGAAAGCUGCGGUUGCCGGGAAGAGUGACAAGCAGUCAGGGAUCUUUGAAAUCUAUCGUGGUCCACUCUUGAUGGCGAAGCUUAGGCGUCCUCCAAUUUUUGCGUUCUUGUGUCUUUUGUCCUUCCUUGGUUGCUACCUUAUUAUGUCGAUCCAACUCAUCCAUUAACUCUUCAUAUAGCAGCAAACGACCAAUUCCGGUUCCCAAUUUUUUCUCAAGUCACGCCGAUAGUUCAAUAUCUAGGCUCACAGGCUGGUUUUGCGCAUGUACGUUUUUUUUUAUUUUUCGGUUAAUAGAAUUAUCGGUGCACUGAUGCGCGACUGCCUGCUCCCGUCUAAAUGGCCGUGUAUGGCUUCUAAAAUUUCAGCGCGUCAGCGUGACGUUAAUUUUUUUUUUUCUCUAAAUCCUUGAUGCCUUAAGAUUUUGCAGUGCACUGGCAAUGGUUUUGAUAAAAUGUAGCUUUGCUCUUUCCCUGUAUUAGGUGUCAACACUAAUAGUAAACAUUCGGUAGCUAAUCCAGCAGUGUUUCGUGUGUCUUCUUCCCUGCUGCCCAUGUCAGUGUUUCCCGACGGGAACAUGUUAUUUUCAAUGCUAAAACGGCCGUAAUUUAGGUCACAGAUCCAGCGACGUGCGAAACUUUGCGAGCCGCCCGCCCAGGAUGGCCGGAGCAUGGGGCGUCGUCUCCAAGGCUUUCGUGUGGAUCGCCUGCACGGCGGGCUUCCUCUACCAGGCGUCCGAUGUGCUGCAGCUGUACACCCGCCACGCCUUCACCGUCACCGUGUACAAGGAGCACGGUUCACGGCACAUCCGCUUCCCCGCCGCCACCAUCUGCACCGAGAAAUGCAGCAGCGAUUCGCCACCACCGGACUCACCCAAUUGCCUUGACGGCCCCGACGAUGACAACUAUCACCGGGUUACCUUAUCAACUGCAAUACAUUGGCCGACGAAAGGGCGGUUGGGUUGCUGGGAGCGCGGUAUACUGCUCAAGAUUUAUUCGUUUCUUCAAUCACUCCUUCUGGCCCGGGCCUCCGAAUGCAGGUCCAAGCGAGACGUUCUUUGCGGGAAUAACAAUUCACUCUGCCAGGGCGGAUCUGAAGCCUUGGCCGAGAGGCUCCUUUUUGACCCUGAACUCCGCAACGAGGCUGCCUACACUCCGAGCGAGCUGUUCAACUGCCGCAUGCGUUCGCUGGACGAAAAGUGCGCCGCAUUUUCCUGCACGUCCAUGAUCCGAAGGACCUUCUAUCGAACUCCCUUCUUGAUGUGUUACACCUUUGACCUGUACCAGUACUCGGAGCCCAACCACUCAUUUCGUUCGUGCGAGGUACCAUGGCUGUACGAAGUGGAGUUGACCGUAGCAUGGGACGCACUUAACACUGGGCCCACGGACAACGUGCUCAAGUACCCGCUCAUCGUGCACGAACCGGAGGUCUGCCCACCGGAAAAGCUGGCCCCCAUCCAUCUCAGGCAGGGAAUGCGCUACACAGUGUCCAUAGCCCAGAGAGUUUUUCGACGCCUUCCAUACCCGAGCGCUUCACGGUGCACCGACUACCGAGGAAGAGGUCGGGUGGGCGCCUACUUCGGCUAUAUGAACUACGCAGUGUGCCUCCAAGAUUGCUUGAUUCAGCAAGAGCUGAAAACUUGUGGCUGUGCUUUUCACGACCACGAGUUUGCCGCUACCUCAUUUAAUGGGGUUCUCUGCUCAAGUGAAAAGAAAAGCAAAUGUGUGAAAAUGUUCUCACGUGACCUCAACUACAAUAUCUGCAAAGAGCGAUGCUCUCAACCCUGCAGCGAGAUUACGUACGACGUCAAGCUGACCGGUCUUGCAGAUAAUGAGCCCGGACAAAACCAGUCAUCAUUCACGGCCAGAAUUCGCUUCGCGACAAGUUCGCUAACUGUCUACGACUACCAGAGACGGCUUACGGAACAAGAGGCGCUCGCCUACAUUGGCGGCUACCUCGGCAUCUGGCUUGGCGUGUCCCUGUACUCGAUCUACGUGGUGCUGGAAACAUCACUCACGGCGUUCCUUCGCAAUCGCUUUCACGUGUUCAAGAACUUAGCACGUGCCUAAGGAUUCACCGGUGGUUUCCCGCGUGCCGCGCUUGCUAAGCUGCCUAAAAUUCACCAUUGUAUUUCAGAGUUAAAGAUGUGUUAAUUACUCAGUAGAUCUGAAAGUUCCAUGGUCGAGGAUAUUUGUUACACAUGAGAAAGUGGAGAGCGAGAACACGGGGAACGUGCUGAAUACAAAGUUAUAUCAGUCAAACAAUGAGCUCAAGACACGAACCACAAAUGUCAGUACAUAAUUCAAGUACGUCCACAAUUGAAUACUUUCAUACAAAACACGAAAUAUGUUCAAAAGGCGCAAAAGCAAAGUCUACACCGACCGUAACAGGUAUAAGAAUGACAAAGGCAAGAGUGCUUGCAAGUUAUGCACAACUCUGCAUUCAGUGGGCAGAGUCCCAAAGGUUGCCCCAAUUCUGUAGCACUCUUUCGGUGCACAGGAGAAUUCAAGUCCACUAGCUGACCUCGGCGCCCAUAUUCAGUCAGGCCGAAAACGGUAAGAACACCGUCUAUUGAAACUUCUCUGCACUUUUGAAAACCCCGGACGAUGUUGUUCGCUCCAAAGCAUCCACAACGGUAUAUUUUAUAUUCCAUAGUUAGAUUUGUGACUUGAAACUCCUUUUAAUAAAGCUGUCCAUAAAUUAA